Paraglomus occultum is the source of this 2334-nucleotide messenger RNA. The record is from the annotation of a GenBank genome assembly. Lineage: Eukaryota; Fungi; Glomeromycota; Glomeromycetes; Paraglomerales; Paraglomeraceae.
AUGUCAAAAAUCAAAGUUACUGUACUUGCCACUCGAAAUAUGAGGCGCUCUGCACUCUCUUUUAAACAAGAAGAUGCUUCUCCUGAGGGUAACGAGGACGACGAUCUGUUCUCAGGCCUUGAUGUCAAGUCCACUGAACAAGUCAAAAACUCGGCAAUAGCGGCGUCGUCGUCAAGAUCGAUCGUUGACAGCCAAUCUCUUAUAACGAACUAUGUGAACAACUUUGAACCGUCAUUUGCAAGUGUGACGUUUGAUCUAGGCAGUGAUUCAAGCUCUGCCAACAAUAAACAGAACGAUGAAGAAUCUUCCGUUUUUGAUUUCAUACGGAGUUCAUCCUCUCGUAAAAAGAUAGCAUCGUUGGAUGAGUUCGAGGGUCUCGAAUUUAAAUCAUCGCACGGAGUAUUUGCUUUCCAAAUGAGUGAUUCAUCUAAUAAAUCAAAUGACUUGACGCGUUCUAUACUGGAACGACAAGGAUCGUGGAGUCAGCCUAUGAACCGAUCUAAAAAAGUUUCGUUGGACGAGCUCGAUUUAAAUUCCGCAACUCCCCCUAACACUAGUCCGACAGUGUUUUCUCCAAUACGAUCAAUUUCAUCGGGUUCAACGAAACUUGCAAGUGUACAAUCUGACAUCAAAGUGAUAGAAGCAGAGAUACUGCAAGUCUGUGAAAAUCAAUCCAGAUGUUUUCAGAGAAGAAAUAAAAUUUAUGAAAACUCUGUAGAGUUGUGGCGAGAAAUUGCGUCUUUGGAGAAGAUUCAGUCCGAAGCUCUGAAGAAUGAGGAUUAUUCGAAAGCCGAUACAUUAACUCAUGAAAUACAAAACAAAUACGCUUCUACGAAAAGAAAUCAACAGGCGCUGUCUAUUAUAGAACAGUCUUUGCGCGAGCUUAGGCAGAAGCACGUGAAUUUAUUUAAAAGCUUAGUUCAAGCUCAAAAGACAUUGGAAAAUUUUUAUGAAGCCGAAAAGGAUAAAACCAGGAAACGGCUGCAGCAACAUGUUGUUGAUGUCGAGGGUUUGAAUAAAACGGAAACAGCGCGGAUUAAUGAUUUACGUGAACAGCUAGAGAAAGAACAAAGUGAGGUAGUUUUUGACGCAGAUAUUUUAUCAAAGAAUGAAGCGGAACUGAACGAAAAGAUUGAAGAACACACUCGUAGCGAAGUAGCUGAAAGGGAUUCACUGUCAAAAAAGAGACAAGAAAUAAGGACGGAAAUUAGCGAUCUUCUUUUUCGAGUCGAACAAUUACGUUUUGAAGAGAAGAACUAUACAGUCAAAAUAGAAGAACUAGAUAAGAAAGUUGCUAGUAUAACCGAGCAGUUUCAGCCCGAAAAAGAAGAAAUUCUGAGAGAAAAAAGCGAGUUGGAUAAAAGAGAGAAGGAGUUAGAGAAAAAGAUGACGUCGGUAAACAGCACCGAAACUCAAUUACAGGAGAAACUUGAACGUUACAAACUGGAACAAGAAACUAUGGAAACAAACUUGAAAACAUUGGAGCUUCAGAUGGCAGACUUGGCUGUAAUUAUGAACAAAUUUGAAGACGAAUCGAUAGAGAUGACUAAACUCAUUGAUUAUUUCGAAAAUCGAGCAAAACGUGAUAGUGAAUGGGACAAGGAAAUUUUAAUUGCUCAGAAUGCCGUAGAUCAAUUGGACGAGCAAGUGAAAUUGUUGACUUCACGAGUCAUACAGGAUCAGCAAACGUAUUCAUCUGUUCAACAAGAUAUUGCUACUAUUGAUACACAAUUACCCGCGCUCGAAGAACAGAAAAAACUGGCUGUUGCCGGUAGAGAUUUUAGAGUUGCUGGACGCCUAUCCAGUCGGAUCAAAGAUUUGAAGUCUACACACGAAGAACGUGUAACCUUUUUGGUUGGCAAACGCGAGAGUCUAGAGAAAGAUCAAGAAGCACUUAGGGUUGCUAAAAAGAACCUAGAAGAGCAGAAUAAGAAGCUGGCUGAAGUGAAAAGAAAAACUGGUGCUGAACUGUAUGGAGAGCUAUCGGAAUCUCUAUUACAGCUUCGUUCUCGUUAUGAUAUGAUAAAACAAAAAGACUACAAGGAGUUGGAGGCUUUGCUGCAAAACGAGAUUAAAAAUCUCGAGUAUCGCAUUGAGCAUAUACAAAUGAGCCAUGGGUUAUCCGAGAGCAGUCAAGUUUCGGAAGGUGGACCGAAUACUCAGCCGAAAAGUCCGGAUACGGAAUCUGAGACAGUAGUGCUAGUGGAUAACGGCGUUAGAUUACAGCAAUUGGAGGCGGAAUUGGAGGAUGCGGUGAAAAAGGAAGACUACGAUCUCGCAGAUCAGAUAGAAACAACAAUUAAAACAAUUCGGAAUAGUAUUUCGCACCAAUAA